This is a messenger RNA of Fusarium poae, 1620 nucleotides long. RefSeq lists its product as uncharacterized. Lineage: Eukaryota; Fungi; Ascomycota; Sordariomycetes; Hypocreales; Nectriaceae. The coding region runs from base 1 to 1620 and encodes 539 amino acids. The transcript is spliced from 2 exons. The record is from RefSeq and is a predicted model, not a curated record. Gene Ontology annotation, molecular function: zinc ion binding; metallocarboxypeptidase activity. Gene Ontology annotation, biological process: proteolysis.
AUGCAUUUCCUCACUGUUGCUACCCUGUUCGGGGGUGCAGCCGCCCAGAUCAAAUACGCCGGUAACCAGGUUCCCUUUGUCAAGGAAUCAGAACAGGUCGCAUCAAACUUCCCUGAUGUCGACGACGAUUUGUACUCACCCGCGUUCCUGGACCCUGAUCACAUCCCCGAGGGCUUUGCCAAUGGAACAGCUGCGCCAAACCCGCAGCAGUAUCUAGAACAGUUCCUUUGGACACUUGCUUCAAAGAAUGAUUGGAUGACGUACCAUAACCCUACCUUCAAAUCAGAGGAGGGCCGGUCUAUUCCUUAUGUUGUUCUGUCCUCAUCCAAGUCACUGCUUCAAGAGACACCCUUUGCCAGCAGCAACGCCACCAACAAAGUCCGUGUCUGGCUUCAAGGCGGAGUUCACGGAAAUGAACCAGCGGGAGAGGAAGCUCUUCUUGCAUUGCUCGGAAAGAUGGACGCUGAACCUGAAUGGACGGCUUCGAUCCUUGAGAAAUUGGAUAUCAUGGUUCUGCCACGCUACAGCCCUGACGGAUCAGCCUAUUUCCAGCGAACUCUAGCUACGAGCUUCGACCCCAACCGCGACCACACCAAGAUGGCUUCUCAGCAAACCAUCGAUGUCAAGGCUUUGAACCUCAAGUUCAACGCUCACGUCCACCUCGACUGCCACGAGACUAAUGCUGUUCGCCGAUUGACCUACAACAACAAGACAUUUAUCCCCGCGCAGGAUGAUCAAUUCUCAGCUUUCAAGAACCCCAACGUUCACAAGGAUAUUCGCUCCCUCGCCGAAUCUCUAUUCGUACCAAAGGUUCAAUCCGCACUCAAGGACAAGAACUUCACUACCAGCGGCUACGUUGUUGCGUUUCAAGAGGAGGGCGAGGACAUUCGUCUGCAAGACUUUGUCACAGAUACACGUGGUGAAGUCACAGUUUACAUGGGCCAAGGUCUCGCGUUUCUGUCCGAGACACGAGGCAUCGGUAUUGGAAAUCAGUACUUUAAGCGUCGAACAACAGCUGGUUUGACUGCUGCUCUUACCCUUGUGCAGACAGUAGCCGAUAACGCAGAGCUCGUCUACGAUACCGUCGAAGCAGCCCGCGCUGAUUUUAUCACCAACGAUCAAGAGAUCGUUGUCCGUGACCAACCUCGCUGGACAAACGGCACAUGGAAUUACAUCGACGUCGAAACUGGCGAACUUACUGAGGUGCCCGUUAUCUUCGGCAACAACACUCCUCCUGCCAGUAACCUGACUCGUUCCAGGCCGGAAGCCUACAUCUUCAGCCGCGCAUGGUCCAGCGCCGCCAACAAGCUCCGUGCUGUUGGCCUGACCGUAAACGAACUAGCAGUGGACUUUGAGGGCGAGGUUGAAGCAUACAACAUUACGGAAGCAACACUCGCAACAUCAAAAUACGAGGGUACUGUGCUCACAACGGUCAACACUGAGUUGUUCACCAAGAAGAUGAAAUUCCCUGCUGGCUCGUACUGGGUUAGUACCAAACAGCAAUAUGCUGCCCAGGCCUUUGUCCGUCUUGAGCCAGAGAACCCUGAUGGGUUUGCGACUUUCAAUAUCUUCCCCGUUAGCACGGGUGACGAGUACCAGGUUUAUCGCAUUCCUGCAUGA